ACGAAGUAAACUGUAGCAUAAAACAAUAAAGACAGUUUCCCGCCCAUCGCCCAGCGCGACAGACCCUCCGUCGCAUAGUACAUAACACAAUCUUCAUUCUUAAAGUUCAUAAAACCAAAAUUUGAUUUUUCAAUCUUGAGAUGUCGGCCCUCGAAGAAAUUACUAACAGCAACUCAGCCAUGUUGGCUACUAUCCAACAGAAGGCCAUCGAGAAAGCUAAUCGUCAGGUCAACCCGAUGGUAGAGUUCACCGAUUUCCUAAAGUACGAUCAAAACGGAUGCGAGUUGGAUCUAUAUUGCCGAAAGAAGGUCGAUAUGGAUCCCAAGACACUGAAGUGGGCCUUCAAGUUGGCGGAGCGAAACGUCGGACCCCAAUACAAAAGCUGCAGUCUCGGGUGGCAACCGAAGAUCAAGCAGGCCGAUUUGAAUAAAGCGUGGGCGCGAUACGUGGUGGCCGUGGAUCGGAAAACGAAAAAACCGGCCGGCUAUUCGAUGUUUCGAUUCGACCUGGACUACGGACGCAGUGUUGUGUAUUGUUACGAAAUGCAGGUCGAUUCGGAGUACCAACGGAAAGGGCUGGGAGCUUUUAUGCUGCAGGCACUGGAAACGAUGGCCCGGCAUUAUGGUAUGGAGCGGGUGGUGCUCACGGUGCUGAAGAACAAUCAUGAUGGUAUGCGGUUCUACAAGAAGUUAGGAUACGAUGUGGAUGAGACUUCGCCAGACAAAUCCGACAUGGAAGCUUAUGAAAUAAUGAGUAAAUCUAUGCUAUAAAUUAAUAAGGAUUUAGGAUAUAUUACAAAUGAAAACACAUUCUUGACUGAUUUGAUUAACAUCUUAAGGAUAAAAUACAGUUACAACAAUAUCAA
Messenger RNA from Armigeres subalbatus, 865 nucleotides. RefSeq names its product N-alpha-acetyltransferase 40 (gene Naa40). Lineage: Eukaryota; Metazoa; Arthropoda; Insecta; Diptera; Culicidae. The record is from RefSeq and is a predicted model, not a curated record. The transcript is spliced from 2 exons. The coding region runs from base 141 to 770 and encodes 209 amino acids. Gene Ontology annotation, cellular component: nucleus. Gene Ontology annotation, molecular function: histone H2A acetyltransferase activity; protein N-terminal-serine acetyltransferase activity; histone H4 acetyltransferase activity.